This is a messenger RNA of Sphaeroforma arctica JP610, 1023 nucleotides long. RefSeq lists its product as hypothetical. Lineage: Eukaryota; Ichthyosporea; Ichthyophonida. The transcript has 5 exons. Bases 126 to 824 code for a protein of 232 amino acids. The record is from RefSeq and is a predicted model, not a curated record.
AGGGAUCCUUCUAUGCCAAUCCCCUGGAGUGAUACCAUGGGCACUGACGAUGACGCAAAGAGUACCCCUGGGCGUUACCUACCAACAUUUGGCCCAAGAGUAUUCCCGAACUUCGGGGAGAAUUCAUGGCCUUGGGACGAGCCAUGUAUGGUGUGACUGUAUUACUAGCGCAUCAGAUUGAUCUCUUAUGCGAGAAAGACAUCCCUAAGUACAAGAAGGGGUCGCUGUAUGAGCUGAUUAAGAGCAGUUAUAAGGUCAAGGGACGUUUGUUGUACUACUUCCCGGUCGACAAGGGUGCUGAGGAUAAUUGGAUUGGAUGGCACAACGAUAGUGGGUUUCUUACGGCACUUACAAGUGCGCUGUUCUUCAACGAUGUCACUGGAGAGGUGAUUCCCAACCCUGACCCAAAUGGAGGCCUUUAUAUCGUCAAUCGAGCAGGAGGUACCAUCAAAGCAAGAAUCCCAGCCGAUAACUUGGGUGUGCAGUGUGGUGAGUGUCUACAAAUUUUCACAGGUGGACUGUUAGUAGCUACUCCCCACUGUGUGCGCUCGAGUGAACCACCCGAGGGUCUUAAGGUGGGCCGGGGCACCUUCCCUGUGUUUGUAGAUACACCGCCAGGAUAUAUUCUGCAACGACCUGAGGGAACAACGCUGGAGCAGGUGUUCGAUCAAGCCCCAGAUACGCGUGUACCGCCAUUGGCUGAGAGAUGGGAUGGUAGUGAUGUGACCUUUGGAAAGUUCCUAGGAGAUACGUUCAAGCAGUACUACGAAUGGUCUACCAUGGACAAGGGAGAUAUGGAGAAGAAGAUGGGACAUGCCAUGUAAUUUAAUUAAACGUGUAGUUUAGCUAGGUUUGAAUGUUAAUAUAUGUGUACGAGCUCGGCAAACAAAGUCGUGCAACGAUGCAUAGAUGAGGAAGAAGACGUUCUUUACAACUCAGUGAUGAAAUACGUUCACAAUAUACAGGAACACAGAGGCGAAUAGAAUAUAAGAAUAUAUAUCAAUAGAAUUAAAUGAAUAAAUG